This is a messenger RNA of Fusarium redolens, 225 nucleotides long. RefSeq lists its product as uncharacterized. The record is from RefSeq and is a predicted model, not a curated record. Lineage: Eukaryota; Fungi; Ascomycota; Sordariomycetes; Hypocreales; Nectriaceae. The annotation marks the transcript as partial. The transcript has a single exon.
AACCCGAUCCCAGCCAUUGAGGGCCUACCUCUACACACCGGCUUUGCAUGUACGCAAUGUGGAUUCCUAACUAGAAGCUGGAAGUGCCUGAAGGUACAUCACAAUCAGGUUCACGGAACGAAGGAGAUAGGACACCGCUUAGGGCUCUGGUCUAGCGUCCUCCUACAGACCUUCUUCACCACUCCCCGGUCGGCCAUCCAUUACUUCUGCGUCACGGCCUCAUCU